AAGCAUCUCUGUUUUCUAGGACUCUAGCAUAGAUAUAUUUCGUAUGUCUAUGGUCAGUGGCAGAUGCCAUAUUAAAAGAAGUUGGCGGGAAUGUGUCAGGAAGGCGGGACAUAUGUGUGAACUGUAAACUCGUUACUUGAUCGAGAGAACUUCUUUCGCAGAUCCUGCCGUUCCGAUCCUUCUCGCGAUGGCCCGCAAAGCCCGCAAACGACGUCACGUUAACCCUGACACCCGGAGAUUAAGGAACGAACAGGAAGAAAGCGAUUCAGAUUGCAGUAGAAAGAAAAUACUUAAGAGAAGUGAAAACGGUAACGUAGAUGAAGUCGCAGAAGAAGCUGAAUCAAAUUCCAAAAUUAAUUCCGUUCCAUCUGCAAAGAAAAAGGUGAUGGAUACUGAAACAAGUGUGGAGACGACAUUGUCUGAUCUUCAUGAGGUCGAAACGAAAACAGAUGGAAAAGUUACUUCAGAAUUUAAUAAGGAAAAUCAUGAUCCAGAAAUAAAUCAGGAAGAGAUAAAAGAGACUCCAGAGAAGAGAACAAAAACAGAAAGUAAAAAGAAUUUGGAAUUAAAAUCUCAAGAUAAAAAGGCGACUGUUGCGAUAGAGCGAUGUCAGUACUGUAAACAGAAAUUGACAAAUGACGUAAAAUUAUAUCAAGGACACCCAAAUGGUGCAAUUGAGGAGCAGAUAGCUUUGACUGAUCCCAAGUUGUGUUUAUUUAUUGGAGAUGAAUCUUUUAUAGACGAAAGCGAUGAGAGGCCACAAAAUAAAUUGACUCAUUUUAG
This is a messenger RNA of Wasmannia auropunctata (little fire ant), 783 nucleotides long. RefSeq names its product DNA (cytosine-5)-methyltransferase 1-like. NCBI's taxonomy places the organism in Eukaryota, Metazoa, Arthropoda, Insecta, Hymenoptera, Formicidae. The annotation marks the transcript as partial. The transcript has 2 exons. The record is from RefSeq and is a predicted model, not a curated record.